Messenger RNA from Penicillium verrucosum, 798 nucleotides. RefSeq lists its product as uncharacterized. The transcript is spliced from 2 exons. The record is from RefSeq and is a predicted model, not a curated record. Lineage: Eukaryota; Fungi; Ascomycota; Eurotiomycetes; Eurotiales; Aspergillaceae. Bases 1 to 798 code for a protein of 265 amino acids.
AUGGCCGACUACAAAGUGCAGUUCCCUCCCUUGGACUCAACUAUCUCGCCACCUGUUCAAAUUCUUGAAGCGGCUGGCGUGAGAUACUGCGUGGUUGGAGAUCUCGUCAUUAUGGCCCUUGGCGGUCCCUUGGUCCUGACUGACCUCUACCUUGCGGUUGCAGACGACCAACUGGAGUUGGCCAGGUCUGCCCUGGGCUCACAUGGGUUUGACGAGCUGCCCCAGACACACCGCCGGUUCUUUGACAGUGAUGCAGCCAAGGAAAGUCCGACAGGGUGGCCUGGCUAUCGUUUUUUACCUCACGAAGCCGGUCCUGACGAAGGGCCCGAUAGGUACUGGGCCACAAGCACGAUCAUAAUACCAGCAACCCUUUGGCAUCUCGAUUUGAGUCCAGAAUCCUGGACAAUGAUUGAUGCUGUUGCUGAGCGCCAUGGCGAUGAGGGGCUGAACGGUGAAAUUACCGGCUACUUUAAAAUCCAAUAUGCUUACCUGCUGAGUGUCCUCCUCGACGAUGUUCUCGCAUGCCUUCCAGUCGAGGAUCGAUUCUUCGUCGACUUAUUCGGCAAGGUCAUUCUCUACAGCGCCAAAAAGAAGGUCUGUUAUUUGAGACAGCAGAUCCGAGCCGGCCUUACAACUCCUGAAACGGCAAAGACUCUCGUGUCCAGAAAAUACCUAGAGAUCGCAGCCCUAAAAGCAAAGCAUCGCAAGCCCGGCCAAGAGGCCAACGGUGGGAAACCUGCCCUCAGAUUUCCACUUGAUUCCUCCAACAUCCCUCAGCAUCAAGCAGCAAAUGGGUGA